This is a messenger RNA of Chinchilla lanigera (long-tailed chinchilla), 1004 nucleotides long. Its product is annotated as probable inactive serine protease 58. Gene Ontology annotation, biological process: proteolysis. Gene Ontology annotation, molecular function: serine-type endopeptidase activity. The coding region runs from base 23 to 889 and encodes 288 amino acids. The record is from RefSeq and is a predicted model, not a curated record. Lineage: Eukaryota; Metazoa; Chordata; Mammalia; Rodentia; Chinchillidae. The transcript is spliced from 6 exons.
GCAAGCAGUCAGCAGAUACCUAAUGAUGCUGGGGAGGUUUUUGGGGUCAGAACAGAAGCACCAAGCUGCUCGUGUCACAGACCCUGCACUCUAUACUGAGACCAUGUACAGCUUGAACCGCUUGUCUGCCCCAGCAGGAUCACAGCCCGCCAUGAGGGGCUAUCUCAUCUUCAUUUUCAUGAGUGCCACAGGUGUUGCUCUGGAACAAUCUCACACAAAGUUGAAAAUACUAGACGAGAUCUCCAUUCCUUACCUGGUCUAUCUGCAGGCCAGCCCGGAGCCCUGUGUGGGGUCUCUCAUUCAUCCCGAAUGGAUCUUGACAGCCGCUCACUGUUCCUUACCUAAGGCAAUUCGACUGGGAGUUCAUCAACCUAGCAUCAAAAAUAAGAAAGAGCAGUCGCGGAAUUACUCAUUGGCUGUGACUCACCCUGAAUUUGAUGAAAAAACCCUGAAAAAUGACCUUAUGUUGCUAAAACUCUCCAGGGAUGCUGGUAUCACUAACUAUGUGGGAACUAUAGCCAUAGCUCUGGAACCUGUGCCAUUUAAUGAUUCCUGCUUUAUUCCAACCUGGACCUGGAAUGACUAUAAAAACUUCACUGACCCUGAUAACCUGAUGUGGAUAAACCAACAUGUUCUCCCUUCCCAUGACUGCCUGAAUAUGCUUCUGCAACAAGAGCAAAGAACCUCAGUGAACAUCAUGUGUGUAGGACAACCUCUCAUUGUCCUAUCUAAAAUUAAGGAAGUUUCGGCGGCUCCAGCCAUCUGCAGUGGGAGAGUGCACGGAAUCUUGUCCUGGACCAAAGGAGCUCUCACCCUGGGAAGUGAGGGAUUCUUCACAGAGGUUCAUCCUUAUGCAAGAUGGAUCCUGGAAAUCAUGAAUACCCGCUGAGAUGCCCCCUCAAAGUAAUGUCUGCAUUUCUACACUAGAUCCACAGCUUUUUUCAUCUUAUUUAUUCUUGAGCAAACUCUGAGGUGAAAACAUCCAAUAAAAAAGACAUCCAACA